UGGUGUGCCACAUUUUUUUUGUUGGCUCCCUGCCCUUUUCUCCACACCUACCCUCCUUCCUCUUGUCGCCGUGGGCGAUUCAUUGUCGCUGUCUUGGUUUCGGUUCCUAGAGCCUUCGCCCCCAUUCCCUCGAUUUCACAGCUCUAUCGUUCUCAGAACCAUAGCCGCCGACACUGCCGAGCUUGGAGGUUUGCGCGCUAUCUGGUUCGACCUCAUCCUACGCUAUCAAUAGCUGGGCGCCUGACACAAUAAAGCUUGAUACCUUGCCCGCUACGCUUCGCUGGGCGUUCUAGAGCAUCUGAUAGACCGUGGGUGGCACAGUCGUCCCAGCUAUAAGAGUAUUUGUGGUUUAUAUACAGAAUAAGGCGUGACUUGAAUGCAGUGCUAAGAAGUGGAGAGUUGUGGAUUUUACAACGUCGAUCGGAUACCCUCAGGUCUUUCCGGUAUAUAAUUUCGCAUUUCUUUUUGCGAAUAUGUCUACUGCAGUUGCGCCUGCCACAGCUGCCCCGUUAACAUCUUCGCACAUGAAUCGCGAUCCGAGUCCCAAAAAUUGCCCAACGUUGGCACCCACAGCUGGUAGCCAUUCUACCUCCUCUCCGCCCCGGCCUUCGGGGCCCUCUCGGGAUGGGUCGUCCUCAAAGAGUUCGCCCGCGGGAAGAAAACAAACGUCGCCUGCAUCGCAAAAUGGAAGUGCUGCCCCUAAGGUUAUCGUCAAGAAAGAGCCCCCUUCUUCGCCUGCCAUGCAAUCCCACUCUCGACCUCGCCCGCGGAAAUUAGACCUAUCAACGAGUCUUCCAACCUCCGGGGGUUUAUCAGCCCGCCCUCCUGGUGGUCCUAUGACGGCCCGGGAGGGUGUCAAUAUGCACCAGGUUGGAAUCGCUUGCCUAUCGCCGGGUUUCCAGACGCAUGAUCCAAUUAUGAGAGAACAGUUGCAGAGAAGUCUGUCAGUCAGAGACCAGCAGAGGUCAAUAAUUGAAUCACGGUUGCAAAGGUCAGCCAAGGAUGACGGCCCAGACGGAAUAAAACCAUCUGAAUCCUCCUUCGGUCUCCCCAAAGCUAGUGCUUCGAAGCGGAGGCCUCCCCCAGGUCUCUCCAUCGUUCCGCCAUCUGCAGCGCAAUUUGCCAAUGAACGUGUCAUCCAAUCCGCACCAUUGAAUCAGACCUUUACCAGCAGACACCAACCACAGCCGUUGACGCGCCAAGUUGCCAAUCAGAGUCCUACAUUGGGGUCGACAUCUCAUCUUCAUCAUAUCCCUGUUACUCAAACGAACAAUCGGCUUCCUCCACUUUCCGAUGUUUUCGGCUCUGAUGCUUUGGGCUCCCGUGAGCAGAACUCAAACCGUGCGCCGUUUUACCAGAACGCAUCCAAUCCCAACUCUUCCCAGUCAAACAACCUGCCGCCGUUACCGUCUCCUAGAAUUCCAGGAACCGCCACCCAGGUUCCCAAGCGGCCACGGGAAUACCGUUCGGCAGAGGAGGCUGUUCAAGAGCUGUCGGGUGGACGGGAGGACCUGCUACCACGUAUCGUGCACUAUGGGGGCCAUCAGCCCCCGACUCCACCAUCCCCACGUGCCGUCAAUGGCCAACCUAAGUCCGCAGCAGUUCACCCAGAAGCGGCUCCGGUACCCAAUGCCCAGGUUCCCCCCUCCCAACCUAUGUACCCCUCUGAGAGGACCGCUCGUCGCCGCACUAGAAGUGAGUACGAGCAAGACAACGGAAGUCCUCCCCUAGGCCACGGUCCUGAACUACAGUAUCGGCCAAACCCAGCGUUGGCACCCGGAACAGGAGCUAGCUAUGGCCCAUUCGGAGCCGGCAGAGACUCGCCUGAGUCCCAGCGGAGAAAGAAAGAAGAAUUUUUGGCACUAUGCGCAAGAGCAUGGGAUCUGUUUCAUUCAUAAACUUCUUGUUAAUCACGGCCAAUCUUCUUCAGUACCCUUCAAAACCGUCCAACUAUAGUUCAUGUCCAGCAACUCAGACGGGAGAUCGUUUUUCUACCCGUCUGUUGUGUCCACAGCAACGUGAGACUCAUAGUUUGAUGACUGGCCAGUAGCGGAUAUUAUAGCAACCGCUCGGAUGUAUCUUUAUACUGGGCGGUGUCAGCCACCUGGACAUGAUGAAUAUGCAUGACUAUUUAUACGAACAGCAAGAACAGGAUGCCAUCCUAACUGGUGGAGGGUUAGGUUGUUUUUGACGUUGCCCUUACAUUGGGAUUUGAUAUUUUCAUUUUCAUCGUUCUUACCAUCUACUUUAUCCUUUUUCUUCUUCUGCAAUUUCUCUUUAUUCGUUUUU
This is a messenger RNA of Aspergillus caelatus, 2289 nucleotides long. RefSeq lists its product as uncharacterized. Lineage: Eukaryota; Fungi; Ascomycota; Eurotiomycetes; Eurotiales; Aspergillaceae. The record is from RefSeq and is a predicted model, not a curated record. The coding region runs from base 474 to 1898 and encodes 474 amino acids. The transcript has 2 exons.